AUGGAACCACACUUGGGGGAAAAAUACGAAAGCCCAGAACAGUUCAAGCUUUGUCUAACAAAUUAUGCGGUGGCUAAUGGAUACCAAUUGAGGUUUGCCAAGUGUGAUCGUUCUAGGAUAUUAGUACGAUGCGGGAAAAAAAGUGACGAGAAUAAGUGUCCAUUUAGAUGUUGGGCAUCUUGGAUGGGGAAUGAACUAACUUGGCAAGUGAAAUCUUUGGAAAAGAAACAUGUUUGUGCACGAAAAUACAGCCUCGGUUCAUUGAUAACUCCGGGUUGGAUUGCUAACCUUUAUCUUAAUGAACUAAUUCGCAACCCCAAAACGAAAGUCAAAGAAAUGAAAGCUGAUUUUUUACAGAAUUAUUCUUUAAAGCUUAGUAGAGGUCAGUGUGAAAGGGCAAGGGCAUUAUCAUUUACACUAAUUGAUGGCAAGUUGACUGAUCACUAUGCUAGGAUAUGGGAUUAUGGAUGGUUGAAAGGUUGUCGUAAGGUGAUUGAUUUAGAUGGAUGUUUCUUGAAAGGGAAAGUUAAAGGGGAGUUGAUAGCUGCCAUUGGUCGAGACGGAAACAACCAAAUUUACCCCAUUGCAUGGGUGGUUGUGAAUGUAGAAAAUAAUGAUAAUUGGAAGUGGUUCAUUGAGUUACUACAGUCGGAUAUUGAAACAGUUGAAGGAAACAGGGUUACUUUAAUAUCAGAUCAACAUAAGGGUCUUCUUGAAGCCGUGAAGGAGGUGAUGCCACAUGCUGAGCACCGGCAAUGUGCCCGUCAUAUUUGUGCCAAUUUCUAUAAACGUUUCAGUGGAGAGAUUUAUAAAACCUUGUUUUGGGAAGCUACAAUGUCCACAACAGAUCAACAGUUCAAAAACAAUAUGGAAAAGAUGAAAGAGUUGAACAAUGAUGCAUAUGAUGAUCUCAUGAAAAGAAAUCCUAAAACAUGGUGUAGGGCCUAUUUUGCAACAGAUAGGGCAUGCGAGGCUGUAGAAAAUGGAGUAUCUGAGUCAUUUAACUCUUCAAUCGUUGGUGCUAGGGGGAAACCGUUGAUAAUCAUGUUAGAAGAGAUUAGACUUCAUGUGAUGGAGAGGUUUGAUGCAAUGAAAAGGAGUACAAAUUCAUGGAAAACUGUUGUUGCUCCAAAGAUACUUAUAAAGAUGAAAAAAUGGCACAAAAACAUGAGGAAUUGGAUGGUUAUCCCAAGUGGGCCUCUAUUGGAGGUUAGAAAUGGUUAUGAAGGAUAUAUGGUAGACUUGGCAAGUUGGACAUGCACAUGCAGGCUAUGGGUUUUGUCUGGACUUCCAUGUGUACAUGCAUGCGCGGCUAUAAACCAUACCCACCAAAAUCUCCUUGACUAUGUAAGUGAUUGGUUCAAGAAGGAAAAGUAUCACUUGGCUUAUAGCACUUCCAUUGUUCCUUUAAAUGGAAGUAAUUUAUGGGUUAAAACUCCAUAUGAUAAGCUAUUGCCCCCAAAAGAACACAGGAUGCCAGGAAGGCCUUCUGUUAAAAGAAAAAGAGACCAAACUGAAAAAAAGACAAAGUAUUCAACUGUUUCGGGUAAAGGAAAAAUAAAGAAGUGUCACAACUGUUUACAGGAAGGGCACAAUGCUAGGACAUGCAAGAAUGAAAAAGUUGUGCCCCCUCCUAAGGAAAAGAAGCCUCCUGGUAGGCCUAAAAAACCACAUUCUGAUGAAGCACCUUCAAAACAACCAACUACAAGUGGUGGGAGAGGAGGAAGAAGACCAACUAGGGAAAGAGGUGGAAGAGGAUCAUCUGUAGGUAGAAGUGGUGGUAGAGGAGGAAGGUCACUUAUAGAUGAAAUCUUUGAUUCACCAACAGAAAAUGAAGUUAUAAACAUGUUUGAUAAUUUUGAGGAAGACGUAUUUAGGGCUGAAAUGGAAAGGGGGGAAAGUUCACAUAUGAUGCAAUUUCCUGAAUCACAAUUUGAUGAAGGAGUUCCUAUAACUCAAGAUGAUGGAGUGCCUGAAACUCAAUUUGAUGUUGAAAAUGCUAAUUGGGAAGAUCAAUCUCAUGUGGUUGGCGGGAUAGCAUUUAAUGUACCUAUUAUCCGUGAAAAGUUCAAUCCAAGAAAGCCAUCUGGAUGA
This is a messenger RNA of Lactuca saligna, 2094 nucleotides long. The record is from the annotation of a GenBank genome assembly. NCBI's taxonomy places the organism in Eukaryota, Viridiplantae, Streptophyta, Magnoliopsida, Asterales, Asteraceae.